Alternaria rosae is the source of this 1176-nucleotide messenger RNA. Its product is annotated as common central domain of tyrosinase-domain-containing protein. Lineage: Eukaryota; Fungi; Ascomycota; Dothideomycetes; Pleosporales; Pleosporaceae. The transcript is spliced from 5 exons. Gene Ontology annotation, molecular function: oxidoreductase activity. The record is from RefSeq and is a predicted model, not a curated record. Bases 1 to 1176 code for a protein of 391 amino acids.
AUGCUCAUCAAAGCGCUCUGGCUGGUCACUUUUGUUUGCACCCUCUGUAUCCCAGCAUACCCAACUGCCGUACAAAGAAACAGUGGAACAAUCCGACGAACAGGCCCAAUCCAUCCUGUUCUUGGCGUGCGUGGACUGGGCAUCGAUACUAUACAUCCCAGAAUAGAGAUACGAGAGUUGGAACGGAAUAAAGAUCAGUUCAACGUCUAUCUGUUGGGCUUGCGACGACUGCAGAGUAUAGGUCAAUACGACAAGUUCUCCUACUAUCAGAUCGCAGGAAUACACGGGCGGCCUUAUAUACCGUGGGAUGAGGUUGGAAAACAUCCGAACGGAAGCAACGGCUACUGCGCUCACGGCAGCAACCUGUUCCCCACAUGGCACAGGCCCUAUCUUGGCCUGAUAGAAGAACUGCUUUACUCCAAUGCCCAACAAACAAUCUCAGAGUUUCCGGUUGGAGAAGCGAGAGAUAGGAUGUGCAACGCCCUGGUUACCUUUCGAAUGCCAUAUUGGGACGCCGCUGCUAUACCGCCCAAGGACACGAGCUCCUUCCCCUCAAUUGUACAACAGGAUAUGGUCGAGAUUGAAGUUCCAAGUGGAGAGUCAACGAUGACAAUAUCCGUUGCGAAUCCGCUGUACGCUUACUACUUCCAUCCUUUGCCAGUUGACGACUCCAAGAGUGUACCGUGGAUACUCUGGAAUUCAACGAAGAGAUAUCCGACUAGUAUGGCCGGCAGCGAUGUCCAGUAUCAGUAUUCCGCUGUCAUACGCGCGCAACACAUGGGUCCUUGGGGUGUUUCCAAGGUCUUCGUCUUCUUGGACGCAGACAUGAACAUCAACACCGGACCUGCAAGUACUCAGGCAUGGAUCUCGGAGUCUGGGUUCGUUGGAUACGCGGGAUUCCAGAAUACUAUUGGUGUGGAGGAGACCGAGAUGAAGACCAAUGGCGUGGUCGUAUUGACAGUAGCGCUAGAAGACGGGAUGCGCAUGGGGGAACUGCGCAGUAUGGAUGCGAUUGUCGUUGGAACGUAUUUGCAGGAGAAGCUACACUGGUUGCUUGUUGACGCCAAUGACAAUGUCAUCGCUCUUGAGCGCGCGUCCGGCUUCUCGAUCGGGGUGUCGUGGGCGAAGAUGACGCCAGGUACGGCAAGUACACUGCCUGCCUGUAGUUUUGGGUAG